AAGGUAAAGUUUAACUUCAAUCCAUCCAUCCAUCCAUCCAUCUAUUGAUUCAUUUUUAACAAAAUGAUUUAUUUUUUUUUAUCUUUUCUUUUUAUUAUUUCUAUUUAGAUGCCUCCUAAAUUCGAUCCUUCUGAAGUAAAGAUUAUUUACCUUCGUGCUACUGGUGGUGAAGUUGGUGCUUCCAGUGCUCUUGCUCCCAAGAUUGGUCCUCUUGGUCUUUCCCCCAAGAAGGUUGGUGAAGAUAUUGCCAAGGGUACCAAGGAAUGGAAAGGUCUCCGUGUCACUGUCCAAUUGACCAUUCAAAACCGUCAAGCUCAAGUAUCUGUUGUGCCCUCUGCCUCAUCUUUGGUGAUCAAGGCCUUGAAGGAACCCCCACGAGACCGUAAGAAGGAAAAGAACAUUAAGCAUAGUGGUAACAUCACUUUGGAUGAUGUCAUUGAAAUUGCCCGUACCAUGCGCUACAAGUCUUAUGCUCGUGAACUCUCUGGCACUGUCAAGGAAAUCUUAGGUACUGCUCAAUCAGUGGGAUGCACUGUUGAUGGUCAAAAUCCUCAAGAUAUUUGCAAGGCCAUUGAUGCUGGUGAAGUCGAAAUUCCUGAAAAAUAAAUUAUCUUAUUUCUUCAAUAAUAAAAAUCAAUCUAGGCAUCUGUAAAAAUAAAACCUCUUUGUUUAUCCUUU
This is a messenger RNA of Halteromyces radiatus, 678 nucleotides long. Its product is annotated as 60S ribosomal protein L12. The transcript is spliced from 5 exons. Gene Ontology annotation, cellular component: ribosome; cytosolic large ribosomal subunit. The coding region runs from base 109 to 606 and encodes 165 amino acids. Gene Ontology annotation, molecular function: large ribosomal subunit rRNA binding; structural constituent of ribosome. Gene Ontology annotation, biological process: translation. The record is from RefSeq and is a predicted model, not a curated record. Lineage: Eukaryota; Fungi; Mucoromycota; Mucoromycetes; Mucorales; Cunninghamellaceae.